AACAGAUCAGAGAUCCACUUGGUCGCAGAAUGAGACAGACUGAAGCUCCCUCAGACAAAAACGCAGCAAAUCAUUUUCCCGACAGCCCAUCCUCUGAAAGAAUUUUCCAUUGGAACAACAGACGACAGAAAAACAACUAUUCAUGGUGCAAACUGAUCAUCUAGAAACUACUUCGCUUCACAGCAGCCACAUUCCCGUGUGUGUGAUGUAAACGUUGACUGCGCAAAAUUUGGCGCCAGUGCGCACGAUGGAUGAACUUUUAUCCGCACAAGAUGCUUGGCUUCAGAACUUUUCUUAUUGUAACUACAGCCAUUUAAACAAGACUCAUCCAGGGAACAACGUGGUAAACCCUUUAAAGCGAAACGAAGAAGUGGCCAAAGUGGAAGUUACUGUCCUGGUGCUGGUGCUUUUGCUGGCUCUGACGGGUAACCUGUGCGUCCUGUGGGCUAUCCACACCACCAAGCACAGCAAAUCUCGGAUGUAUUACUUCAUGAAGCACCUGAGCAUCGCAGAUCUUGUUGUGGCCGUUUUUCAGGUCCUGCCGCAACUCAUUUGGGACAUAACAUUUCGCUUUUACGGACCAGAUAUUAUCUGCAGGCUCGUCAAAUAUCUCCAAGUUGUGGGCAUGUUUGCGUCCACCUACAUGCUGGUCCUGAUGUCCAUCGAUAGAUGUUUAGCAGUCUGCCAGCCGCUUCGCUCUGUGCACAAGGGGAAAGAUCGCUUCUGUGUUAUCGGAUCCUGGAUCCUCAGUCUGGUGUUCAGCACCCCACAAGCUUACAUCUUUUCUCUCAGGGAGGUCGGGAAUGGCGUCUACGACUGCUGGGGGGAUUUCGUGCAACCCUGGGGUGCAAAAGCCUACAUCACAUGGAUGAGUCUGAGCAUCUACAUAAUUCCAGUAGCGAUAUUAGGCAUCUGCUACGGUCUGAUAUGCUUUAAAAUAUGGCAGAAUAUUAAUAUGAAAACCAAGAGGGAGCACUUUUUGGCUCUGACGCCGAGGCCGUCCAAGAGCGCACAUCCACUCUCACGCGUCAGCAGCGUCAGGCUCAUUUCCAAAGCCAAGAUCCGCACGGUGAAAAUGACAUUUGUGGUGGUUAUUGCUUACAUCGUAUGCUGGACUCCUUUUUUCUUUGUUCAGAUGUGGUCUGCAUGGGAUCCAGCUGCACCAAGAGAAGACAUGGCCUUCAUCAUCUCCAUGUUGCUUGCUAGCCUUAACAGCUGCUGUAAUCCCUGGAUCUAUAUGCUCUUUGCCGGUCACCUGUUCCAUGACCUGAUAAAGAGCUUCUGCUGCUGCUGCAGAAACUAUGUUGCAGACUCAUCCUGCCAAUGCAAUCAGGAGUGCAGGCACAAGAGAGGCUCCUCCACGUUCGACAUCAAAAACGGCAGCAGUAUGAGGAGCUUGACUCACACAUCCAGCCUGGGGGGACCCACACACUGAACUGGCCAAAAGUCUAAAGCUUCCUGUGGUUG
This is a messenger RNA of Cyprinodon variegatus (sheepshead minnow), 1467 nucleotides long. Its product is annotated as isotocin receptor-like. Gene Ontology annotation, molecular function: vasopressin receptor activity; oxytocin receptor activity; peptide binding. Bases 248 to 1435 code for a protein of 395 amino acids. The record is from RefSeq and is a predicted model, not a curated record. The transcript has 3 exons. NCBI's taxonomy places the organism in Eukaryota, Metazoa, Chordata, Actinopteri, Cyprinodontiformes, Cyprinodontidae. Gene Ontology annotation, cellular component: membrane. Gene Ontology annotation, biological process: regulation of systemic arterial blood pressure by vasopressin; maternal process involved in parturition; female pregnancy.